UAUUGCAUAUUUGUUUCGAAUUUUGGCUACGUGCCAAGAAGUCGUAAGUAGGUGAUGUCGACAGUGUCACUACCUACUUAAUGACCGAUUAAUAAAGAUAGUAAUCAAAAUCUUUAGCUAUCUUAAUUUCGAUAAACAAAAGGAGGGGAACAUUUAAAAUCAUCCGUUAGUUUGCCAUCAAGCGCGUUUGUCGCAGGACGCGACGGAACGUAAAUAAUUUUUUAAUCUGUUUUGUUUGGACUUUUACGUCAAAGGGUUUCUGUGAUGUGAAUUUUUGUUUACUUGCCAAGAAAUUAUUAUAUUUUGGUUUGUUUGAUUCAUUUCCAAUUUUGUAUUUUCACACGUAAAUAGUUUUUUUGAUAACAAAAUGGACAUGCAAGUGGAAAUCUAUGCAGGUGAUGUGAGGUACGAAAGAACAUGGGUGGAACAAAUAAUUUUGCAAUUGGCUGAUAUGUUCGAUAUCCGGAUAGUAUGGGACAGCAAUGCAGCCUUACUGACUACCGUUAUGGCAGUCGCUGGUGGAGUCAUGGGCGGGUAUGCAGGCGGACGGCUCGGAGCUGCUCUGGGUGCCGGGAUUGGUGGAGCCACGGGGUUCGGAGUUUCAACUGUAGUAACACUUCGAGAAAUAUGGGCAACUGUCAAAGAGAAGCUGAGUGAGCUUCUGUACAUAGUAUUAAACUACCUCCGGAGGCUGGAUCCUCUUGACUACCUGGAAGCCUUCCAGAUCCUCAUGAGGUGCACAGCAAGCCGGAGAGAGCUGGUCUUCACAAUCAUUGAGUUCAUCGCUCAGAAGCUCAACAAGGAAGUCAUGUCAAAUAUGAUUUAUCAAUGAAAAGGUAAAAAACAUUAACAGUAGAAACUUGUAAUUUUGUUAGGUCUCAAUUCUACAGUUCAUUGUUUAUUAUCAAUAAUUUAUGUAAACACGGGGAUAUUAAUAUAUUCAUUGUGGUUUGACUACAUCAAAAUAUUGUAUGUAAUCCUUAAUGAAAAGUUGAACACAUUUCAAGUUUUAAAUAUUAAUUGAAGAAAUUGAAAUUUCAAGUCUCAACGUAUUGACUGGACUAGAUCAAAUAAAAGCUAUGAUGAGGCAAAUAGUCAAGUAAGAUUAAUAAAUAACAUUUCAAUGAAUUUCAAAAUUAUGAUUAAGAUCUCUGUAUCUGCAUCUACAACAGUAGUCUGCUUGUAGAUAGAAAAAAACAAUAUCUUGUGUGGUUUUAAUUAAUAAAAAAAUGGUAGACUGCACAUUGUGUGAUUAGACAUUAAUUGCUCAAAUAUCUUUUAACAAAAUGAUAAACUUAUUUUAUGUAUUUCUUUAGAUUAGAUAGUAAUUCACCUCAUUAAUUAAAUGCGGUCAUGAGGAAGACGAUUUUGAAGAUACAUAAUUUAUUCAUGUCCUUGGUUCCAUACUAUGAAUAAACCAUAUUGUUUUUGUAUCAACAAAAUAUAUGUUUGUAACAAUGUACCUACAUUUGUUUGUGAUAAACAGAAUAUAGUGUAAUUUUGUGAUAUCAAACUAAUAAUGAAUGAGACAGGUUACAACCACUUUUUUUUCAUUUUUUUUGUUGUACAAAAGUAAUUUGCCUGACACAAUGUUUGUCUGUUCGUAUAGUGAUAUAAAUACAUGAUAUAUACAAAAUAAUAUUUUUAUAUAAAUAUGCAUGUACCUAUGUAGCUCAAUUCUAAAAUGUUAAACAGAACCAUCCUAUAUCACACAUAAUUACCGUUCCUAUUCAAUGUUAUCAAUAAUUUGCCAAUAACUUAAUAAUUAUUGCCUUAUUUCUGGCCUACAAUAGCACAGGUAAUAUUUACCUUUGCUCAAAUCAAAGAAUAUUUGUGUUACUUUUGAUAAGCAACAUAAAAACUUCAAGAUUAAACCGGUUGCCAUCUACAAAAUUAUCGGCGCGAUAAAAUAAAACUAAAUUCGUUUGGGUGUCUCUUCUCAUAAACACAAAAUGUAUUCAUUUAUUCCGUUUCAAUGUUGUAACUGACCUCUUUCGUUUAUCGCGGUUCGCUUAUCGCCUCGGCUUUGGAAGACAAACAUUUGGACACUGGAAUUCGUUCUUGUUUGAACUCUGUUCGGGGAAUCCCCGGCCCAUAGAAGGCCCACGCAUCACUAACAAUAUCAAUUUAAAUUAAAUUGCACUGUGAUUGAUUUAUAAUUAUUAACUAACCUCAGAUAAGUAAUUACAUUCAUUAUCACUCAAUUAAAAUUACUUAAAUAAUAAUAUAUUUUUUUGUGUUUAAAUUAGUUUUUAGAACUUGCUUUAAAAUGAUGUCCGAAAACCUGUAUUACACAAGUGCCUUAAUUUUGUAUCGAGAAAUAAUGUAAAAUAUAUAGUUGUAUCUUAUCAAUAUAGUUUUUAUAAAUCAAAGACAUGUGAAGUAGAAAACAGUUAGCAUAAUAUCAAUUAUAUUGUAAUAAAAUAUGUAUUUUUGUACUUUUUUUAAGUUACCAUUCUCUUAAUACGAAUUUCAUUUUGUUUUGUCCAAAUAUUUUUAUGUUAUUGUAGUCUCAACCUUCUUACUCUUAUGUUAUAAAUUGUUUUUCAAUGGUCUCAAGCAGUGGCGUAGCGUGGGUAUCUGCCGCCCGGGGCAGUUGUCGAUUUAGCCGCCCCUUCCCGUGUAUUUUUUUUAACAAGUGUUACUGGCCGUUUGUCAUUUUUAACCGACUUCAAAAACAGGGUUUUUUUUUGUAUCGACGUUAAAAAUCAUCAAAUGACCCUUCCCGCUGUGGGUUAACAGCGGUGAGGGAGUGUCAGACUCUUACUGACUAAACACCGUCGUGUUCCUUCGAAGGCCUUUUAUGUUCCAGAGCCGCGGUAACUCUUUCGAACAACCCGCAGCCCCGGCAGAAGGGGGAGGUUCUCAAGUAGAUUUUUCUUUUAUAUCUUUGUUACUUGAAAUCUUGAAGUACUGAAAGUUCCAAAUGCGCGAGCGAAGCGAGCGCGAAAUUUUUAUCGGACUUUAACCAAAAAUGACGUAAAAUGUAGCCCAAACGUACUUAACGUUUUGUUUGUUGACAAAUGCAAAAAUAAGGGCCCAUUACAUAGUUUCUGAAUACGCGAGCGAAGCGAGCGCGAAAUUUUUAUCGGACUUAAAACAAAUAUUACGUAAAAUUUAGCCCAAACGUACUUAACUUUUUGUUUGUUGACAAAUGCAAAAUUAAGCGCAUACAGUUUCUGAAUACGCGAGCGAAGCGAGCGCGAAAUUUUAAUUAUUUUUUAUUUAAGACUCAAAACCAAAAUUACGUAAAAUGUGUCUCGUGUGUUUUAAGUACCUGACAAUAAUUAAUUUUAAGUUUAAAAAUUUUCAACUUUCUUGUUUAAUGUUUUGUUAUUGUUAGACAGUUUUAUGUAGUUGCGAACAAUUUUUUUUUAAUUGGGUAAAUUUUGCCGCCCCCUAAAAGCUGCCGCCCGGGGAAUUUGCCCCCCCUGCCCCCCCCACGCUACGCUACUGGUCUCAAGUUAUCUAAAGAUCUUAAUAAAAUGUAUAGUAAUGUUAUUUUAUUAUUUGUCCAAGAUUUAUGUUAUGACAAUCAUGUGGAUAAGCUCUUAGUUUAAGUUUGAUGCAACUUUUUAUUUGCUUUAUUUUGUAGCGUUUUGUCAAUGGUGUUGGAAAAUAAAUCACCUAUGUUUUAUAA
Molecule: messenger RNA, 3640 nt
Organism: Helicoverpa armigera (cotton bollworm)
Lineage: Eukaryota; Metazoa; Arthropoda; Insecta; Lepidoptera; Noctuidae
Product: protein C19orf12 homolog
Exons: 3
Coding region: 368-832 (154 amino acids)
Source: RefSeq, a predicted model, not a curated record